GAGGGAGGGACUAUGAACAAGGGAGAAAGGGAGACAGGACUUAUGUUAGAGAGAGGAGGGGCGUGAUUAGUUCCCCUUCCCUCCCGCAGAAACUGAUGUUCGUCCUGCGCAUCGGGAGCCACGACCAUGCCCCUCGUGCCGCGUGGACCUCGGCGACCCCCGGCGCCACGUGGACCACUCUCAACGUGCACGACCCGCUUGAUUUCAGAAAGCCGCGCUGUGGAGUUACGUGGUUUGCCUGAGGAGCUGCCUGCCGAGGACAUGCCGGAGGAGCUGUCUGCCAGGGAUGCGUCGGAGGAACAGCUGGUGGGUGCAGGAUGUACGCCUGAACGACCAGCUAGCUUGGGAAACACGCCCAAGGACCUGGUGGGUACCGGUCUGCCGGAGGAGCUGCCAGCCGUGGACGCGCCGGAGGUGCUGCCUGCCGAGGACACACCGGAGGAGCUGCCUGCCGAGGACACACCGGAGGAGUUGCCUGCCAGUAAGUCGAAGUUGAUGUCGGUGAGGCAGGCGGGCGGGAAAGCCCUUUCCACGAUCCACGACGACAUGGACCAGGAAGACAAACACACACCGCCCGCUAGUAAGUCAGCUAGCCCAGAAAAAGAACCUCCAGAGCAACCUGCCCCUGAUGAGCAACCACAAGGGGGUGCAGUUUGCAAUAUUGGAACGAGUAUUGAAGUUCUCCCUAGUUCACCACCAGACCAAAUGAUGGUGAAUGCCCUUGGCUCCCUGGACAAUUCUGUCCUCGUCGAUUGUAAUGUUGCCGAAAAUCUGGGAGCCAAGGGCGGCGAAGGUAGCGUAGAGGAAGGUGCUAGUGAUAUUUCACUGGAGUACGGAGAUGUGAGCCCUCCCCAACCGCGAAAGAAGAAGAAGAGGAAGCGGUUGGGGAGGGGCCGACGUGUUGAGGACUUUUGGAAGAGGAGGGGACAGUUUCACCACUUCCGAAAGUGAAUGACUCCCCUCUUCCAAGUCCUUCCUUUUUUCUCCCUCUAACAUCAUCUCCAUCUGUCCUUUCUCCCUUUAAUUUCGUAUUUCCCUUCUUACUACUCCUGUCUACUUUUCCGUUCUGUCCUAUCCCGUUUCCUCCCCCCCCCCCCUGAGGAAGUGAAGAUCUUCAUUUCUGAAGAUCUUCACUCCCUCAUCCCCCAUUUCUAAGCUUUAAUUUCCCUUCUUCCACUAUCUCUCUCAUACUAUCCUGUCUCUUGCUAUAUUUUCAACUCUUACUCCUUUUCUCCUACUUUCUUCUCUUCCCCUUCUUUUCUAUC
Messenger RNA from Penaeus chinensis, 1265 nucleotides. RefSeq lists its product as uncharacterized. The coding region runs from base 127 to 951 and encodes 274 amino acids. The transcript is spliced from 6 exons. The record is from RefSeq and is a predicted model, not a curated record. Lineage: Eukaryota; Metazoa; Arthropoda; Malacostraca; Decapoda; Penaeidae.